GUGAGCGGAGAGAGAGGUCGUCGAUGGGGAGGCCGCCGUGCUGCGACAAGGCGAACGUGAAGAAGGGGCCGUGGACGCCGGAGGAGGACGCCAAGCUGCUGGCCUACACCUCCACCCAUGGCACCGGCAACUGGACCAACGUGCCCCAGAGAGCAGGGCUUAAGAGGUGCGGCAAGAGCUGCAGGCUGAGGUACACCAACUACCUGCGCCCCAACCUCAAGCACGAGAACUUCACCCAGGAGGAGGAGGACCUCAUCGUCACCCUCCACGCCAUGCUCGGGAGCAGGUGGUCUCUGAUCGCGAACCAGCUGCCGGGGCGCACGGACAACGACGUGAAGAACUACUGGAACACGAAGCUGAGCAAGAAGCUGCGGCAGCGCGGGAUCGACCCCAUCACCCACCGCCCCAUCGCCGACCUCAUGCACAGCAUCGGCGCGCUCGCCAUCCGCCCGCCGCAGCCGGCGCACUCCCCCAGCGGCGGCUCCUCCUCAUCGUACCUCCCCGCGCCGGCGGCGCUCCCGCUCGUCCACGACGUCGCGUACCACGCCGCCGGCAUCCUGCAGCCGCCGCCGCCGCAGCAGCAGCAGGCCGUUAUCGCGCGCGUGGACGCGGACGCGCCCGCGUCGCCGGCCGCGGACCACGGGCAGCAGCUCAAGUGGAGCGACUUCCUCGCCGACGACGCCGCGGCCGCGGCCGCGGCGUCCGAGGCGCAGCAGGCUCUUGACCAGUACCACCACGAGGCCGCCGCCGCCAGCGUUCUGGCUGCUGGGAGCAGCAGCGGUGCUGGCGGCCGCGCGUGCGGUGACGGUGGCGGCGGCGACGACGGCGCGGCGGCGUUCAUUGACGCGAUCCUGGACUGCGACAAGGAAACCGGGGUGGACCAGCUCAUCGCCGAGCUGCUGGCGGACCCGGCCUACUACGCCGGAUCCUCCUCUUCCUCGCCGGAGAUGGGCUGGGGCUGCUGAUGAAUUCAUUGUGAUUGAUUAGCGCAGCGGUUAUGCAAAACUUGGGCCGCUUAAUUUUUAGGCGAAUUACGACUAGUCUGCUUUGAUUCAAGCAGGGGCUUUGCUACUCCGGUCGAUCCUUCUUCGGAACUGAUUAUUUCAUCUUUGCAUCAUGCACGGAACCGCUUCGUGAUUUAUGAUUA
Panicum hallii is the source of this 1147-nucleotide messenger RNA. Its product is annotated as myb-related protein Zm38-like. The record is from RefSeq and is a predicted model, not a curated record. Bases 24 to 965 code for a protein of 313 amino acids. The transcript is spliced from 3 exons. NCBI's taxonomy places the organism in Eukaryota, Viridiplantae, Streptophyta, Magnoliopsida, Poales, Poaceae.